AUGAGUUACAACAACCAGGGAUACGACACCUAUAAUCCUUACGCGAAUCGAUACGGAGGAAGUCAAAAUAACGUCCAGGAGGGAUAUGGCCGGCCGCAGCUGUCAGAGCAGUACUCGGGCAGCCAUUAUGGACCGAGUGAUAGUCAGCAAACUGGCCAGCCUGGCGGUGGUUAUGAAAUGGAUGACAUGAAUGGCGCCGACCCCAACAGAAUCCUCAACGCUUGCCGGGAGAUCAACCGAGCUAUGGACACUGUUGAAGCCGAUUUGAAGGAACUCGAGGGAUAUCAACAACGAUAUUUGAAUGACACAGACACUUCUGCUCAAUCUCCCUGGCGUCUUCAAAUCGACCGAAAAAAUCAAGAAAUUAUGGUUAAGUACCGAGGUCUCAUAAACCGUGUCAAGAAAAUCAAGAGCGAUAGAGAAUCCAGCGAUAGUCGCAAUCGAGCCCAAGUCGGUAGCGUUGAGCGACGACUGAAAAAAUUCUACACCGACUACCAAGGAGUUGAGCACACAUUCCGAAGGGCUACCGAAGAGCAGAUAAAGAGACAAUACAGAAUUGUUCGUCCAGAUGCCUCAGAUGCCGAAGCCCAAGCAGCUGUUCAGAACCCUACCGAACAAAUCUUCCAGCAGGCUUUGAUCCGGAGCAACAACCUUGGCCAGGUACAGGCCGUGCAAAGCAAUGUUGCUUCUCGUCAUGCGGAUAUCAAGAAGAUUGAAGAGCAGAUGAUCGAACUUGCUCAGCUCUUCCAAGAUCUCGAGGCAUUGGUGGUGCAGCAAGAGCCUGCCGUCACUCAAAUCGAACAAAGAGGAGAAGAGGUCACAGAACAUGUCGCCAAAGCCAACACCGAGCUUGAGGGUGCAGUUACAAAGGCUAGAGCUGCCAGAAGGAAGAAGUGGAUGUGCUUGGGCAUUGUUGUGCUCAUUAUCAUCAUCAUCGUGGUCGUGGUCGUUGUGGUCGUUGAAGUUACGAACAACUAG
Rhinocladiella mackenziei CBS 650.93 is the source of this 978-nucleotide messenger RNA. RefSeq lists its product as uncharacterized. Gene Ontology annotation, molecular function: SNAP receptor activity; SNARE binding. The record is from RefSeq and is a predicted model, not a curated record. NCBI's taxonomy places the organism in Eukaryota, Fungi, Ascomycota, Eurotiomycetes, Chaetothyriales, Herpotrichiellaceae. Bases 1 to 978 code for a protein of 325 amino acids. Gene Ontology annotation, cellular component: SNARE complex; plasma membrane; endomembrane system. Gene Ontology annotation, biological process: vesicle fusion; intracellular protein transport; exocytosis. The transcript is spliced from 4 exons.